Fundulus heteroclitus (mummichog) is the source of this 2961-nucleotide messenger RNA. RefSeq names its product prostaglandin E receptor 2a (subtype EP2) (gene ptger2a). Lineage: Eukaryota; Metazoa; Chordata; Actinopteri; Cyprinodontiformes; Fundulidae. The transcript is spliced from 3 exons. Bases 303 to 1427 code for a protein of 374 amino acids. Gene Ontology annotation, cellular component: plasma membrane. Gene Ontology annotation, molecular function: prostaglandin E receptor activity. Gene Ontology annotation, biological process: inflammatory response; cellular response to prostaglandin E stimulus; positive regulation of cytosolic calcium ion concentration. The record is from RefSeq and is a predicted model, not a curated record.
UCAACUCAUGCCCGUCUUUAUCACAACGGCUCGUGCCUCACCCCUGUCAGCAGCGCACCUUUAGAGCAGAGCGGCUCCGGGGGACAAACAGACCGUGGACCGGGAUAUUUGGGACUAAAAGUUGGACGUGCUCAGUUUGGUUAUUUAUUUAUUUUUUUUGUAACGAAGGAAGACGGGGACGAGCAGAAGAACUACGCCGGGAGCAACUUUUAAAGCAGGAUGACUCCAGAAAACCACGUGAAGAUCCAUUUUUAAACGUCUGCUGGAAGUGCGGAAACCAUUUCUCAUUAAAGGAGGGACAAAUGGCUAACACCAACAAGUAUGUCUGUUGCCACUCCUGGCAAACUAUACAAGAUGACGAUACCCCAGUGAUCAGCGCCGUCAUGUUUGGCUUAGGGAUCUUUGGCAACGUCGCCGCCCUGGUGAUCUUGGAAUUCCGUCGCCGCAAGGACUCAAGGAGUGAGGAAAGACAGCGCAGGGGGUUGUUCCUCAUAUUCGUCAAUGCGCUGGUGUUCACGGACCUGGCAGGGACUUGCUUGAUCACGCCCAUUGUGCAGAUUGCAUAUGCUAGGAACAGGACUUUGGUUGGGAUGUUUUCUAAUCACAGUACCAACAGUAGCACUUUGUGUGAGUACUUUGGUGUCAGCAUGACCUUCUUCAGCCUGGCCACCAUAUCGCUCCUCUUUAUUACAGCACUGGACAGAUGCUUUGCCAUAGGGCACCCCUACAUGUACCAACGGCUUGUCACCAAGAAAUGGGCAUAUAUAACAAUCCCAGUUAUGUUUCUUAUAUGCACAUUAUUUUCUCUGCUUCCUUUGGUGGGCUUCGGUGACCAUGUACAAUAUUGCCCUGGCACAUGGUGCUUCAUCGACAUGAAUCCCAUAAUUGCUAAGCACCGGUUCUAUGCCGUAUUAUAUGCCACAAUUAUGCUGGUGCUGGUGCUGGCGGUCGUGGCGUGCAACGGUUUUGUGAUUAAGCAGCUGCUCCAGAUGUACCGGCGUCGGAACAGGCAAAACUCCGUGAUGAAGAACAUGAGAUCCAGCAGCGAGCGCAAGAUCUUAGUGGCUCAUGAGUUGGAGCACCUCGUCCCACUGGUCGUCAUGACAAUCAUCUUCAUCAUCUGCACAAUGCCCCUGGUGAUCCGAGUGUACAUCAACGCUUCGAAAGGGGAUCCCAACGAAUCUCACGAGCGGGACCUGACAGCCCUGCGGUUCAUCUCCUUCAACUCCAUCGUCGAUCCGUGGGUCUUCAUCCUUCUCAACCCCAGCGUGCUGCACUUUUUCUGUUUGUCCUUCUGCAAGGCCCCGCUGGGGAAGUUCAGGGACACCGUGAACGAGACGACGCUGACCAAAGAGAACGGCGAUGCCCAUCUGACACUGUGUCGCUCCACCAUACAGACGGACUGCCUUGACACAGAACAUCUAUGACACACACAGACGGGUCGUUUCCUACUGCGCGCUGCUUGGAAGUGAGCGAUCGCUCCUGCGGGAAGCCCACGAGAUGUUUGAUGGACUGCGAUGACUUUCCCCCGUGUUUAUUUUCUGGGUGUUUCCAUUUCAUUAUGGCCAUUUCCCUUUUAACUGAUAAGCACCGAGAAAAGCUCCAUCGGCCAAUUAAGACCACUCCCACUCACUUGGUGGUUUGUAGCGUAUUACUCUUGAACGCAAAAGGCCUCUCUGACAAAGCCUGGGUGGCUUCUGCUAUUUAUUAAUGGCAGUGGGUUUAUUUAACAGUAAGAGGCCACUGGCAUCAAUGACCUACAUUGAUAAUGGGAUGAUGUAGGCGAUCAUUGGUCCGUAGAUGAAUCACGUCAAACGCAAAGAUCGAUGCUAGAGGGUGUCGCUGUGCAUUUAUCAGAUCACGACCACAAGGUUUAGUGUUUAUGAUAGACCGAGAGUUGUGUGCAGUGUUGGUUUUCUACCAGUCACAUAGUUUUCCAUGUUUGCUGUGUCCCCUACUUGGCUCGUGGCAGUAAGAAAUUAAUAUUCUUUUCCUUUGCUUUAACCACUAGUUUGUGCUGGUCCACCACAUAAAGCCAUACGAUGUUGUUACGGGACCAAUGAGGCCAAAAUUCAUUUUUAUUGUGGAAAAAAAAUGAAAUUGCAUAUAACUUGAUAUUAGGACGAAGGGGUGAGACGUUAUUCCACUUAGCUGUUGCUUCUCAGGCCAGAAAAGCUCUGAGAAUUUUUGGUGUCCAAACGUUCACUCAGGGAAAGAGUAAAAACCAAAAACCCAUACAUGACUCCUGUAGUCAUUUCAGUUUUUUUUCACAUUAGGUAGCAUCAUAUGUAAUGAAACUGUUCACGAGUUUUCACCACGAUGUGUAAUCUGAAAAAAAUCUUGUUUCGGUGACAGUGUGUUGAGCAGCUGUGGCUCGGGGGGCAUGACGCACAGGCUGAAGUGUCCUGGAGCUGGUUCCUACACAAGGCCUCCCUCGCAUGGCGGCUCCACUGCUUCGACGUGCGCAAGUCAAUGAGAGACACUGCAAAAUGCUUUGUAGAAGCAUAGACUGUAAACAGUUAGUAACAGUGGUUUGGUAUCGUCAUAAAAAUGUGUAACUGUAGCGUGUUUUUUUUGUGUGAUUAAAUUAGUGCAAAUAACUUCAGCGCUGAUGACAAAAAGAGAUUCCCUUUUUGUUGAGGGGUUGUGUGAAGUAAUUCAGAGUAGUUGGCGUCUCAUCUGCAGCAAACGGUCGUACCUUACCCUACCUCGCUCUUAUUUAAAUAACAAACCCUUAGAAAUUACAAAAUACCCCCUUUGCAAUUUGCAGGCAUUUGCUUCUCUGUCUCCGCUCUACUGUAUAUUAGGUGCAGAAACAGGGUGACUGUAAAAGGUGUUUAUUCAUUUACUGACUCCUGAAUCAUCAGUUGGUUCUCCAGCUCAAAAAGAUGAAACGAACUACACUGCAAAAACGGAACUUGAAAUAAGUAACAUGUUCUUAAAAUGAGUGUAUUUGUCCUU